Molecule: messenger RNA, 1512 nt
Organism: Aphanomyces invadans
Lineage: Eukaryota; Oomycota; Saprolegniomycetes; Saprolegniales; Verrucalvaceae
Exons: 1
Coding region: 84-1472 (462 amino acids)
Source: RefSeq, a predicted model, not a curated record
AUUUGAGACAGAACCCGCAUGCAUUCUGCCGUCGGAUUUUAAUCGAAUUGUUCUGCGACUUCGGUUUCCUCUCUUUCUUCGACAUGAGCACCGCCGCUGCCGUGUCGGCGGCCGCAAGCAAGCGACCAGCGUCCAAGACGAGCUUCGACGACGACUACGUAUUCGUAGGUCGUGAGAACGCCCCCCCUGCACCGCCUCUCCUUGCAUCGGAUGGCGCGGCCGGAUCGUACACCGUCAAGAAGGUCCCAGUCGUGACUCCAGUUGUCGAGGACAUCCCUGCCGCGGACGAAGAGGUUCCGUACAUGCCAAGCUUGGGUUCAUCAACAGAAAUCAAGAAACUUGAUGACUUUGACGUGAUCAUCAACUCUGCGCAAGCGUUCAUUGACUCGCGUAUGCUACAGUUCUCCAAGUACACGGGAUUUGGUCCAGGCGGGGGUCUCGACGACUCGAUGAUGCUUCUCACCCCACGACACAAUCCGCAUGUACAGUUCGUCAAGGAAGACGACGACUUCCUUGUCCCACACCCCAAGAAGAAGACACCAGGCAUGGGGUGGGCCAAAUGUCCGGCACUCGACAGUCCGAGCCGACAAUGCCUUCGCCAGUUGGAGGAGCUGGGCGUGUCGUACGAACCCCACGACACGGCCUACUCUGUCAAAUACCUAGCGCCGGUACUGCCGUUUGGGGACUGCCUCUUUUUGUCCAUGGAGCAGCUCACAAUCCACACGGAAGGUGUCGAACACCUGUCGCCGUCGCGGUUGCGACUAGAAACCGCCAAGCACUUUCACGCUCACUACAUGUCGUGCACCGCGGAAGCAAAGGCCAAAAUCGACGGUGCCAUUCGAAACCUGUACUACCCAGACCUCCGCGGCGGGUGGGGCGUGUCUCCUACGCAGGCGCGGCGCUUUGUUGCUCUCAAGAGCGACAAGGAUUGGCUCGUCGCGCGCAUUUUCGAGCUCCAGGACCGUGGGUACUCGUGGCUCAAAGCUGCUGAAAUGGUGUACUCGGAGCACGCGCAACCAGUUCUGAACGCUGAAACGUACUGCAAGUACAUGUGCGUCGGCAGCGACUUCGACUCGAACACGCACUUUGUUGUGUCCAUGACGUAUUCGCGCCACGGACUGGUUGGCGUCGACAACGACCCCGACGGCCGUCGCGUGGCGUGGGGCGACGACUUUACGUUGGAAGCACUUGCUACCGCUUACCAGCGAGAUAUUUUCGUCGUGCUGGUUGGCGGCGGCCAAAUGUUUUUCCUCCCCCACAGACCCCACGCGACAACGUCGUCGACGCUGCUCCAGAACUCCAUGUCCCUCUCGACAAGCCAAGCCAGCAAAUCUACAAAGGGCCUGAGUCCAUGGUUCCUACUCAUGCGCAUGACGGGCGGCGACCGCGGUGGCGACCACUACGAACCCAUGCACUGCACACGAUUACGAAGCGACGGGUACGAAGAGUUUGGCAGUAUCGGAGACCUUUAACCUACCAUCAUCAUAUUGAACAAUGCUACGUCUGACCUUA